Molecule: messenger RNA, 1062 nt
Organism: Monosiga brevicollis MX1
Lineage: Eukaryota; Choanoflagellata; Craspedida; Salpingoecidae
Exons: 7
Coding region: 1-1062 (353 amino acids)
Biological process (GO): phosphatidylinositol metabolic process
Molecular function (GO): phosphatidylinositol kinase activity
Source: RefSeq, a predicted model, not a curated record
AUGGAUGGUCCCACUUCCAAGCUAAAAAAGGUCAAGGCAUGGAAAUCCAAGGGCAAGGCUUUCCGGCAAGCAGAUCCCCUCCUUGCCGUGUUGCAGUGGGGUGUCGAUCACACGAUGACGCAACUUGAAUACGUCCCAGUCAAAGAGUUAAUUUUGGUCGAAGAUUUCAAAGCUCAUAGCAAGAUUGCCGUCGCCAAUCACCUCUACAACGAUCACGAGCUGCCAAGCAAGUUCAAGGUGAAAGAGUACUGCCCUCUGGUCUUCCGCGAUCUUCGACGUCGUUUUCAAGAGGACAUGGACGACUAUUUGUACUCCUUGUGUGAAGGUCCAUUGGCCCCGCGCUCCUCCUCGGCUCGGACUGGGUCACAUUUUUACGUGUCGCACGAUCAGCGCCUGGUGCUCAAGUCGCUGUCCAAGGAGGAGGUUUUGCAGUUUCAUCACACUUUUCAAGCCUAUCACUCGCAUAUCGUUGAGUUGGGGUGCCGCACGCUGUUGCCCCGCUAUCUCGGGAUGUAUCGCAUCACCGUGCACGACAGGGACUCUUACGUUGUCAUCAUGAACAGCGUCCUCAGCGCCCAAACCGAUGCACCCCCCCAGCUCUACGAUCUCAAGGGUUCGACCUUUGAGCGCCAUGCCACAGAAAAGGAUCUGGAACAAGACGUACCGGUCCUGAAGGAUGGGGAUUUUCUUCAGCGCAGUAUGAGGCUGGAACUCGGCACACAUCGCGCUGACUUUUGCGACCGCCUAGCUCAUGAUGUCAGAAUGCUGGAGCACCUCAAUCUGAUGGACUACUCCCUCCUGCUGGCGGUGUAUCGGCGAGCGGAUAUUGAGGAUGUGGACGCCUUCGUGCAGGAUGCGUACGCAUUGCCUUUGGCGUCGCCCGACCAGGAGUACUUGUACUGUGCUGGCAUCAUUGAUGUCUUGACCGUAUACAACCGCAAGAAAAAGGCGGCUCACGCGGCCAAAACGGCCAAGCACGGCAAGGCCGCUGAAUUUACCACGGUCAACCCAGAGCAAUACGCCCAUCGCUUUCUUGAGUUCUUGACUGCUGCUGCGAAAUAA